Molecule: messenger RNA, 1296 nt
Organism: Aspergillus saccharolyticus JOP 1030-1
Lineage: Eukaryota; Fungi; Ascomycota; Eurotiomycetes; Eurotiales; Aspergillaceae
Product: kinase-like protein
Exons: 2
Coding region: 52-1149 (365 amino acids)
Biological process (GO): protein phosphorylation; intracellular signal transduction; intracellular monoatomic cation homeostasis
Molecular function (GO): protein serine/threonine kinase activity; ATP binding
Source: RefSeq, a predicted model, not a curated record
CUCGCUUUCUCUGGGCAUAACAUUGCUCUGAUCAAGUUAGCAUCGGACACAAUGAACGUCUUAACACCCUAUCAAUGCCAAUUCCAGCCUCUUCCUAGUGAGCCACCACCACCGUAUACUCCCUCACCACCCUCGUAUACACCACGAGCGUCACAUCACCACAACAAUCACAGACAUAUUCCCCCAACGGUGACUCCUCACUUCCUCUGCUCCAGCAAUCCACCUUCACAUCUCUCCGACUCCACCAUCGCCAGAUACGGCGUUUAUCUCACCACGCUGCACCACAGCGCCACCGGCACCACCCACCUCUACCGACUCUGUCCACGCGUCCCUACCAACAGCAAACCCGGACUCUUCGCAGUCAAAAUCAUCUCCUCAUCCUCUCCACCCCUUGCACUCCCUCUCCUGCCCAAGUUCAACACGCUCAACAGCACCCACCCCAACGUCCUCCUCCCAUUCCUCCCCCCAAUCAUCGACGAUGCGGGAAACCACCACCUGAUAACCCCCUACUGCGCCGGAGGCACUCUCCAUAAUCUAGUUCACACCACUACGCGACUGGCCCCCGAAGAAGCCAACUGCUUCUUCAAGCAACUUCUCCAAGGAGUAGCGUAUCUUCACAAACACCCUCCGUUCCACAACCCCCACCACGACCCCCUGGAGACGAGCUUAGAUCUCACACCAGAGUCCAUCCUCCUCACUGGAGAGGGCGCCAUACAAAUCAAAGUCCGUCUCCCCUUGUCGUCUGAAAGGACUCAUCCUCCUGCGGGCAGGAGGAGCCCAUACUACGCGCCAGAGGCAUUGUACAGCCUCCCCCACGAGAGCAACACUAGGGCCAUCACCAUCGACCUCAACCCCAAAGCCAUCGACACCUGGGCCCUCGGCAUCAUAUACCUAUUCAUGCGCACCGGCCAUCCAGCCUGGAGCGUGGCCAGUGCGGAAAGGGAUCGGACCUAUGCGCAGUACCUGCGGGAACGGACGCAAGAAGGGGGUUUCACAGUGAUAGAAGGACUAGGAACAGAACCCUGCCGCAACGUCAUUUACGCUAUGCUCGACCCCAAGCCUUCUCGUCGGUUAACGGUCCAUCAGGCCUUGCGCUCGGAGUGGAUGUAUGGCGCUGAGAUUUGUGAUGCGGGGGGAAUGAAAGGGUAGAGUUACCGCUUGUCUGGAGUGGUUAAUGUGAGAGAUUGUAGUAUGUAGAUGUAGGAAGAGAAGAUAGGAGACACACACACACACACACAUGCACCUAUCUCCGCUUUCAGACCUCAGUAUCAACCUACCAUACACAUAUCUCAAGAC